AUGUGGUCUGUGUAUGUUAUUUGCUCUGUUACUCUUGUGGCUGGUAGACAUGUCUUCCCUUUUGCUUUUCAGCUUCCCUACCAGGGCCCGCCUUCAUCUUUUAAAGGUGCUCAUGGUAAAAUCCAUUACCGACUUUUGGCCAAGUUGAGCAGGUCUAUGCGUGUGGCGAGCAAAGCUGAAGCAAAGUUCACCUACGUUGCCAGAGCUGAUUAUGAUCAGUCAACACUGAUGGCACCUCAACAUGGCAGUAAAGACAAAAAUGUCAUAUUUUUUGCCUCUGGAAAUAUUUCGAUGAAUAUUUUCUUGCCAAAGACAGGCUACCAGCAAGGUGAAAGGCUAGUCGUCAACGGUGAGAUUGUAAACAGCUCAACUCGAAAAAUUGUGCCAAAGUACAUUAUCUACCAGAAGCAAAGCUUCUUUGCUGGAGGCCAGAGAGCUGUUCACACCACACAGAUACUGAAGGAGAAGGGAGAGCCUUUAGUGUCCUCCACCAGAGAGAAUCUGUCGAAAGUAUUAGCCGUUCCCACAGAAAUCAGCACCACCAUCCAGAACUGCCGAAUCCUCAAAGUAGAGUAUAGACUGAAGGUUAUUUUGGAUGUAUCAUUCACUAAAAACCCUGUGAUUAAACUCCCGUUGAUUGUACUGCCUCUACAUGACGGGACCUCAUCCAAAGAGUUGGAGGCAGGACUGCACCAAGAUCUGGCCAAAAUGAAUAUCUGAAAUGAAUAUAAGCAAUGAGCACUAGUUUUGUUCACACGUUUGUAUC
Molecule: messenger RNA, 766 nt
Organism: Sinocyclocheilus rhinocerous
Lineage: Eukaryota; Metazoa; Chordata; Actinopteri; Cypriniformes; Cyprinidae
Product: arrestin domain-containing protein 3-like
Exons: 6
Coding region: 1-720 (239 amino acids)
Biological process (GO): protein transport
Cellular component (GO): plasma membrane; cytoplasm
Source: RefSeq, a predicted model, not a curated record